Messenger RNA from Salvelinus sp. IW2-2015, 1507 nucleotides. RefSeq names its product voltage-dependent calcium channel subunit alpha-2/delta-1-like. NCBI's taxonomy places the organism in Eukaryota, Metazoa, Chordata, Actinopteri, Salmoniformes, Salmonidae. The record is from RefSeq and is a predicted model, not a curated record.
CUCUCGGUUCUCUCUCUGUCUCUCUCUUUCUCUCUCUGUCUCUCUCUGUCUCUCUCUCUCCUUUGUUGUGCACCAGAUAUCCUUUGCUAUUGUCUCCCCUGUGUGUGGGUGUGUGUCUCAUGUGGUCGCUGAGUCACAUAACAGACUAACAGUCUACUUUAUUGAGAGAGUGGCCAUCCAAAACACAUUUUGGUUGGGGUAGGCUCCAUUUAAAUUCAGCCAGAACCGGAAGUGAUUUGAAAUUCCAAUUCAAGAAUCGAAAAUCCUUAUUGACAAUAAUGACGCUGAUUCGAUUUGUGAUUUCAAUUCACUUCCUGGUUUGACUGUCUUGUAAUGGUAUCGGCUUGCCCAGCCCUGUAACUAAACUCUCCAACUUUCACCUUUCACCCCUAAUUGUACAAAUACUGUACAAUUGAAUAUCACUCUAGGUUGCAUGUUGACAUUCUAAGUGUAAUGUGAUUGCCAUGGAACGUUUGCUUUCAACAUGGUUUCCACAUCUUUCAGUGGAGUUCCUAAAACAUGUCUCUGUUCAUUGAAAAUCUGUGUAUCUGUGUGUGUUCUUUUGUGUUUGUCAUACAUUCAUUCACAUUCUUAAAAGACACUGUAGGUGGAGGCAAUCUAUGAUUUCAAAAAAAGUGACAAAAUAAACAUGGGGCUGUCAUUAAUGUAUUAAAUUAGACUUCAUGUAAUUGAAGUAUUGACGAUGUACCAAGAAUCUACACAUGGACAUCAUUAUUUUCCCACAAUUACUACCAAGACCUCACGUGACUAGUCUAAAGUCUAGCCCAUGAGGUCAUGACGAAUACCGCACCACAAUAUAAUAAUAAUAAGCACCUAUUUUAAACAAUAUCAAGGUAAUAUCCAAGCAAUACAACAGGAUUAUGUUCCAUGAUGAAUGUCUCUUCUAUUCCUUUCCAUGGCAUUGUCGUAUGAAUACAUUACUCACACUAAUAACCCCAUGGAUUCAUCAUUACCACUGUAUUACAGUACAGAAAAUAUGCUGAUAAUGGUAAUUGAAUCAAUGCAUUGAAAGCAAUGCAAUGUAUCGGCAGAAUGCUCAUUUUAAACCACAUUGAAGGCCUCUCGUUGUGUGCCCCUUGUAGCUUGAUCUGGUCAACAUUUACAUUUUGAGAAGAAACCUUUUGAUGGGAGUGCAAUAUUUUUAUUCAAGGCCUCGCUCUGUGAAUAAAAUAUAUUGUUGACCUUUGACCCUUGUGGUUUUACCUGUUUUUCUACUUUCCUUCCCUCCUUCCUUCCCUCGUUCACCCAUGGGGACGCAUCUCUCUUUCACAUACUCUUCUGCGGGGAUUUUGUCCACUCCAGGGGAUGAGGUCUCUGAAAGCCUGCAGGAAGACAAGUUUGAGGAGUAUGGAUACACUCUCAUUGCACCAAGGGAGUACUGUAAGGAUCUGAAGCCGUCUAAAAACAACACAGAGUUCCUGAUGGACUUCAACGAGUACAUCGACAGGAAGACUCCCAACAACCCACUGUGUGAGUAGCUAAGACC